Molecule: messenger RNA, 4245 nt
Organism: Pseudovirgaria hyperparasitica
Lineage: Eukaryota; Fungi; Ascomycota; Dothideomycetes; Acrospermales; Acrospermaceae
Product: MED14-domain-containing protein
Exons: 2
Coding region: 452-3811 (1119 amino acids)
Biological process (GO): regulation of transcription by RNA polymerase II
Cellular component (GO): mediator complex; core mediator complex
Molecular function (GO): transcription coregulator activity
Source: RefSeq, a predicted model, not a curated record
CCUUGCCAAGACUUCUGGAUGAGCGAGGUGUGUUCCAUUCAUCGCCCUCUACCUGUAACAAUCACCUACAUCAUCAACACACUCACCCUCUCACCCUCUCUCACUCUCUCUUCCGAGACUCUUCACCACCCUCCUCUCCACUUCCUCCCCACCGUUCCUCUUCUCAGACUCCUUGCGCCGCAACUUCCACUAUCUACUCGUUCCGCGCAUAUCUGGGCAGCAAUCCUUUCCACCUACCUUCUUCGCGCGCGACCGUCACUAGCCUUGUCCUGCCACCACUACGCAUCGACUUCAUCCGCAAAAAAUACCGCGUCACCUACUUCUCACACCACUCUUCACUGUUUUUCUAUGACUGCUUAGCCAGAACAUCGGCAAGAUACAGUCUGCUGAUUCGAACGGGGCGGAAGGGCCGGGGUGGGCGAGAGGUGAUGCCAGCGGAGGAAACAAGGACAUGCCACUGAUGAUGGACGGAGACGAUGGCCCUGAAGAUGUUGCGCCAGCGGAAAAGAAGGGUAAAGAGGUCAUGACCACUACAAAUGGUGUGCAGGUGCAAGCUUCAGCGCCGUCGGCGCCUUCAACGUCCAGCUUGAAGCAACCCUCCAUACUUGACCUACCUCCCGAAUUACGUCACAUCACCGAAGGCCUCUACUCUGUCGGCAAGCUUCUAGGAAGAGAGACUGAAAAAUGCUGGAAAGAUAUGCAAGAUCUAACCGAAGACCUGGCGCGCAUGACGCCUGGCGCCAGCACGACGAAUGGUGUCCACGGCCAUAUGAAUAAUGGCGCUUCAUCAUCUACGAGUGUGGAUCAAAGCAAGAAACUAAAAAUAUUGGAGUUUGCACAAUCACAUCGGGACAUGUUUACUAAGUUGCUUGUCAUCUGGAAAUGGACGCCAAAGAAUGAUGCACUCCGAAGGUUGAUUGACCUGUGGGCUUGGAUUCUUGAGUCUGACGAACAUCCCAAUCAAGCUGCGUGGUGGAUUGGGCAACAAAGGUAUAACAGCGACCGAUGGAAGGAACCAAAUCCAGAUAUUCGCACCGCUCUCGAGGUCCUCUCCACAGGAAAGGCCUCAUGGCUACCAGAUUUUGGUUUCAUUCCGCCAGAACCCAUGACCCCGGAGGACAUUCUCAAAUUAUUGAGACGCACUAACACAGACCUCUCUAUUCGCAUCAAUCUACACGAAGAUCUACCUAGGACUUUGCGCACAUAUAGUAUCAAAAAUGGGCGUGUUACAUUCAAUAUACCGGGCGAAUUCGAACUUGAUGUUUCAGUUCAGGACGACAACCAUGAAUCACCAUUCUACUUUAUCGAUCUUCGUUUCACUUUCACGCCGCAAAUCGAGAUCCCUGACGGACGAUUUCUUGCUGGACUUGAGCCGGAAAUGAACAGCCUCCUAGCAUCUUCCGGCCUUGUGGGAUGCUACGAAUAUCUGCACAACUUUUGCUUGACCCUCAAAAUCCAAACCUUGAAACGGCAGGCUGUUCAAUUGGCCAUGGAUACUUAUGCGAACGCUUUACGGGUAGAGAUGGUGCGACGAAUGCUUAUCGUGCAGUACUGGAUUGAAUCACCUGGGAGUAAAAACUGGUUCGAAAUUGGCGUGUCGAGUAGUCAGCCUUCCAAGAAACGAUGGUUCAAAAGAGAUCCCGAACCACCCGCGUUGACCAUAAGAUGGAUGAGGAACUCGAAAGAGGUCCAGACGGUGCAGGAUCUUCAUAUAGAUUGGUCCUCUCUGUCGAUGGAAAGAAUCCUGCAGCGAAUUAUUUCCAGCCAUAUCUGUCACAUCUUUGAGAGAAUUCUCAGCCACCUUGAGAGCGAAAUCCCAGUUGGUUCCACACUGGCAAGCAAGCUAUGCUUGGAUGAUGCUGAUGCAUCCAACUCCUACUUACGAGUCACCCUCGCGAAACAAAGCAAUGCUGUCGAACUCGUAAUUGAGCCGAUAACAGGUCGCUUUGCUUUCAAACCCCCAAGCAUCGAAUCAACAAGGAUUGAGGCUGAGCUGAACAACGAUCCCAACCCCUGUGAGCAUGCUGCAGAGAAAAUCAAACGACUUCUUGCACUCAGCCUCAGAAGCCAUGACGAGAAACAAGCUGUCCAAUUCGGAUGGGAAAUAGCCCUUCACCUGCGCAUCAGAUCGGAGGACCUGCAUAAAGCCUUCAACGCAAAGAAGAUACUUCAGUCGACAUUCUUCCGCGUACCUUCAUGGACCUCAAAGUGGAUGGUUGCACUUGUCAUCGACCUUGCUGGAGAAAGCUGGUGGGCUGUCGAAAUCGACGAAUGGAUAACUGGCGGGUCAAUUCGAAAGGUGAUGAAGAUGCUUUCACGACGACCUGGAAGCACUUCAGCGCCUGUAGACCAGAGCUUUCUCCGACAGUUGGAGUCCGAGAUCGUGGCGGCCAUAGGCACAGCUGUAUGCGAACGUCAUCUCAGAGAUAGGGAUGUUCCCCAUGAAUGGUCUAACCAGGAAGCGGUCACCAAUAAUGGUAGAUAUAUGGCAGACAUGCUGUGUAUUCGAGCCUCCAGGCUGCUCGCCAAGAUUGUUCCCACAGUCCAGCUUCCAGCCGAUCUACGACAUGCUGUUUUGAGAUUAUCGCAUGUCGGUUUUGUUACUCGGCAGGGCAAGCUAUACCAUGUUUUCCAAGCUUGCCUUCGGACCAAUGCUGGCGCUCACCUAGGGCGUAUACGUGCAGCUCCGGACCGUCGCGUUCAUUUCGACCAGAACGGUGGAUUCAAGACUUGGGUACGCUGUCCGUUUGCUGAAUCAUGUGUGGACGCACUUUUGGAGCGCUUGGCCAGUAUCUACCGCCUCCGAGUGUUGGUUGAUGCACUUCGUGAUCGCGGAAUCUGUCGACCUUCUGAAAUUAGUCUCUCAUCUGUCGCAUUUACCUACAACAAGGUCAGGUCGCUCAAGGCGACCAUUAGGCUUCCAGACCACAAGUCAGGUAAGAUCGCUCUGGAACUGGAUCCAAAAAAUCCACAAUAUCGCCUUCGUCCACUUUUGACGGAAAGCCUCAACAAUCCUGCGAUACCGCCGACCCGGUCAUUGCCUCUAUUUACCCAAAAUCUUCUCAGCACCUCGCCUCUCACUCGUGCUUUCGGUUUGAUCGAAUCCAUCGUCUCUGAACCCCCAUUCACUAUGUUCCCCCCUCCUACCUUCGAAUCGCGAUCGGAAACCUGGCAUCGGAUCGUCUACUCACCGCCUAAUCCAACGUGCUCUUUCGAUGUCUGUCUUCGCGUUCACGACAACAGAACUGUUUGGCAUAUUGCCGACAAUAUCACGAAGAAGAGUGACGACCGACCCCCAUACGAAAGAGAUACCCCUCCGCUUGGUACGAAUCCCGCACGUCAGUUCAUACGGGAUGAGUGCCUUGCCACGGCUCUAAGGCUACUCUGGCGUGCGCGAGCUGAUGGCUGGGAGGGCAUAAAUUCCGGUAUUAUCGCUCCAGUGUCCAGCAUCGAAGCUGCACUCAUCCGUCUAGAUGAGGUGGUCAGAGGCUGUCGACAAGAGAUCGGCUCGACUACAACGACCGAGUCCAAUACUGUUCAACAGGCCAGUAGAUCAAGGCCCACGUCGUCAUCCCAGCAGCCGCAGCUGCACCAACAGCAACAUCUGCGUCCACCUCAACUAGCGAAUCAGCAAGUACCGCGACCAGGCCAGAACAUGAACAGGUCCAAUAUGCAGCAGCGUCCAAAUAUUCAGAAUAGGCUUGGUUUCGCUCCAAACCAAGGUAUGCAACAAGGUCGAGCGCCGCAGGCCCAAAUGCAAGGCUCGAGACACAAUCAAAAACCGCCACCUGAGGUCAUCACCUUGGACUGAAAACAAAAUCCUCCUUGCCGCGGCACCUCUUACAACAUUCGUACUAUUUCUAAUCCAUACAUUCUCUUCUUGUCUUCUUAUGGAUGGGCGGCUCCUUGCCAUGACUUUGCUGCGUCUCUCGCGUGCGGAUAUCCAAUGGGUGUGGCCUCGUUCUACCCUCUUUGGUUUGUUCAAAGGGGGGGGUUGCGUGUCAGACACGGCGUUGGUUCGGUCGCUAAACAAGACUAAUUUCUUGUACUUGUGGUGAUACUGGGGUUCUUUGACGAUAGGUGCCUUCCUUCCUAUAUACAGAGAGAAGACGGAGGGUUAGCUUAGCAUACGCGGACAUGGUGGCAGGCUUCUGUCUGUCGGAGGGUAGUAGCUACUGUGAAAGGAAUGAAAUAAGAUACUGGAAUGAGGGUCGACGUGCUUGUGUUUGAGAGCUACGUUUUCGU